Molecule: messenger RNA, 505 nt
Organism: Leptinotarsa decemlineata (Colorado potato beetle)
Lineage: Eukaryota; Metazoa; Arthropoda; Insecta; Coleoptera; Chrysomelidae
Biological process (GO): regulation of transcription by RNA polymerase II
Cellular component (GO): nucleus
Molecular function (GO): DNA-binding transcription factor activity, RNA polymerase II-specific
Source: RefSeq, a predicted model, not a curated record
CGACAUAAGACAUAACAAAUCUUCCUUGUUCAAUGUUCAAAGAUAAUGGCUGCCGAUGAUUGUGGAAGAAAUAUUAAGAGAGAACUUGAAUCUGUUGGAGAUGAAGUGAUUUUUGAAACAAAUAUCAUGAAAUGUGAAACAGGUGAAACUGAAAUGGUCGGUGAAUCUGGAAAAUAUGAUAUGUUUGGUAUUGAAAUGGUCACCAAUAACCUCGAAGAAAAAUAUGAUAUAGAUCAGAUUAAUUGUGAAAGUGUCAUUGAAGAAUCCAAAUCAGAAAAAUGUAUAGAAGAAAUAAGUGGAGGCCCUCUUAAUGAGUUCCUUGAUAUACAGGGUGAAGAUAUGACUCAUGAUUCAAAACCCACCACAGAUUUCAGAAGUUCAACAUUAUUAUCAUGCCACAGUAAUGUGGUAUCAUCCGCAAACAUUGUAAAUGAUCCUCGAAUGUCGAGUUUACUGAGAUCAUUCAGAUGAACAAGGAAAAAGAUUGGCCCAAGAACUGAACCCU